Molecule: messenger RNA, 243 nt
Organism: Brenthis ino (lesser marbled fritillary)
Lineage: Eukaryota; Metazoa; Arthropoda; Insecta; Lepidoptera; Nymphalidae
Source: the annotation of a GenBank genome assembly
AUGAAAUCAUCUAUGUUGUUAUUGACAUGUGAAGAGGAUGAAAUGCACAUGAUGAGAAGAGCGAUGGUAAUGAUAGAUGGAUGGAGAGAAAGAGGAAGGCCGAAGAAGAGAUGGAUAGAUUGUGUGAGACUGAACAUGAAGGAGAAAGUGGAGGACGAUGAGAUUGGAGUCGAUUCCGUAUAUUCCAGCUCAACAGACAGAACGCUAAUUACGGGAGAUGAACGUCUCAUAUUUACUGACAUU